ACACAUUCUGGGGACACCAGAGACUUAUAUUGCAUCUUGUAAAUGGGGCAUUAUGGGUCCUCUUUAAAGUUCUCUAUAGAGCCUAUUCAUCUAAGAGUGUGGUUUAGAGCACUGAAAAUAAUCAUGUAAAUAUUUUUUAUUCAGACUUUUAAAAGGCUCUCUUUGAGGAAGUGCAGCACAAUUUCUUGUUUUAUAAAGGCUUUACACAAGAUUGUGUUGUGAUUCGAUACACAUCAGUUUAUACUUUGUUCUUUGUCGUCUGUGAGAUAUGGUCAGUUAUUUGUGUGUGUGUGUGUGUGUGUGUGUGUUAUCUGCGUUAUAUAAGUGAACCUCAUCUGUGUGAUGUUAAUCUGUUGGUUUUUAUCUUCGUUUAUGGCUCUUGUUUCAUAAAUGCUCAUAAAUAUCUUCAUAUCAGUCACUAAUAAUCACUAAUAAAUCUGGCACUGUUGAGUUAUUCAUGCACUUUACAUUUACAGUCCCUCAUGAGUGCGUCUGUCAGUCGUUUACUGGUUCUCUGUGUCCAUGAACUCUUGACUUGUUUGUGAUCCGAUUGGUGGAGAUGGUGUUUGCAUCACAGAAGGGUCAGAGGUCGCACGUCUGAACUAAUUAAUGCAGUUUCUGUAAGUGUUUUCCUGAUUGUCCAGCUGCGGUCUUGUCAUGUUUGGUGUCCGUGUGUCCGUCCUCUGUUAUCUGCUGGCUUUGGCGUCCAUGACCUCUGGGACAGCUGAAGAGGAGAACCCAGAGUUCUGGAGGAGUUCGGCUCAGAACACUCUGCGUUCGGCUCUCGGCAGGACACUCAACACUAAUGUGGCCAAAAACAUUGUGCUGUUUCUGGGAGAUGGUAUGGGUGUGACCACCAUCACGGCCGCCCGCAUCCUAAAGGGUCAGUUACAGAAGCGCUCGGGAGAGGAGACCGUCAUGAAUAUGGACACGUUCCCGUAUGUGGGUCUUGCUAAGGUUUACUCAGUGGAUUUUCAGAUUCCUGACAGUGCAGCGACGGCUACAGCGUAUCUGUGUGGAGUCAAAACCAACCUGAACACUGUUGGCGUGAGCGCAGCCGCUCGUAACGGUGUGUGUCGCUCGCAGAAGGGCAACGAGGUCACGUCCAUCCUCAAAUGGGCUAAAGACGCAGGGAAGUCUGUGGGCAUAGUGACAACAACACGCGUUCAACACGCCACGCCUGCUGCUACAUACGCUCACAGCGCCAGCCGCACGUGGUACGGAGACGCCGACCUGCCGGCUUCUGCAGUCGCCGAAGGCUGCAUGGAUAUCGCCUCACAGCUGCUCCGAAACACAGACAUAGACGUGAUCAUCGGAGGAGGUCGGAAGUACAUGACACCUAAAGGGUUUCCCGAUCCGGAGUAUCCCGAAGACCUGAGCGCACAGGGACAGAGAAAAGACAACAGAAACCUCAUCGAUGAGUGGCUGAGCAUGAAGGAGGGAAAGGUUGCGAGAUACGUGUGGAAUAAGGCGGACUUUGACGCCGUGGACCCUGAAAAGACUGAUUAUCUGAUGGCCCUCUUUGAGCCCGGUGAUCUGAGGUUUGAUGCGGAGAGAGACCACAGCAUGGAUCCAUCUAUCUCAGAGACCACAGAGAAAGCCAUUCAGAUCCUGAGAAAAAAUCCCAAAGGAUUCUUCCUGCUGGUAGAAGGUGGCCGUAUUGAUCAGGGACACCACGACAGUCGCGCCUCCAUGGCGCUGCAUGAGGCGGUUGCCCUUGAUGAAGCUGUAGCCCGCGGACUGGAGCUGACCAAUGAGGAAGAGACUUUGACAGUCGUCACGGCUGACCACUCCCACGCAUUUACCUUUAACGGCUACCCGUUCAGAGGGAACAGCAUUCUGGGUAAAUCUACAAUCUUUGCCUCUGACUUUUUACCCUACACAACUCUGAUGUACGGAAACGGACCGGGACACAAAAUCGUUAACAACAAGCGUCCAGACAUCCGCAACGUCGACACCGCCGAUAAGGAUUAUGUUCAGCAGUCGGCCGUCCCGCUGGGGUCUGAGACCCACGGAGGGGAGGAUGUGGCGCUGUUGGCCCGCGGCCCCAUGGCUCAUCUCUUCCAGGGUGUUUAUGAGCAGAACUACAUCGCACAUGCCAUGGCUUACGCGGCCUGCGUCGGUGCCAAUCAGGAACACUGCGGUGUGGCUGCUGAGCCUGUUAAGAUGGGCUACACAAAUAUUCACCAGAGGAGCUCCGCCCCCGACAUGCCCCUCUGCGCCAUGAUGACGGUGAUGCUGAGUGCAUUGAUGAGUGUUUUACUGCACUGAGAGAGGCAGCAGCAGAUAUUCACCAAUCAAUCAUAAUUUGAGAAUUUGAAAUAAACCUUUAAAGGGGUCAUGAACUGCAUUGUUUUAAUUUUUAUAAUGUUCCAUGGGGUGCACUUAUAAUGUUAGUAUGUAUUUUACAUCAAAAAUU
Megalobrama amblycephala (Wuchang bream) is the source of this 2419-nucleotide messenger RNA. It is a transcript of the gene alp3, whose product is annotated as alkaline phosphatase 3. Gene Ontology annotation, molecular function: alkaline phosphatase activity. Lineage: Eukaryota; Metazoa; Chordata; Actinopteri; Cypriniformes; Xenocyprididae. The transcript is spliced from 11 exons. Gene Ontology annotation, biological process: dephosphorylation. The coding region runs from base 658 to 2271 and encodes 537 amino acids. The record is from RefSeq and is a predicted model, not a curated record. Gene Ontology annotation, cellular component: plasma membrane.